This is a messenger RNA of Purpureocillium takamizusanense, 1206 nucleotides long. RefSeq lists its product as uncharacterized. The coding region runs from base 385 to 978 and encodes 197 amino acids. Lineage: Eukaryota; Fungi; Ascomycota; Sordariomycetes; Hypocreales; Ophiocordycipitaceae. Gene Ontology annotation, biological process: SRP-dependent cotranslational protein targeting to membrane. Gene Ontology annotation, cellular component: signal recognition particle, endoplasmic reticulum targeting. The record is from RefSeq and is a predicted model, not a curated record. The transcript is spliced from 2 exons.
CCACAUUCAACCUCCAAGCGCCAACCCCGUUUGUCUGUCGAAUCAUUCAAAUCACCACCGCCUCUCUCCCAACCCAUCGCGCUCCCCGCUCGCGUCUUCAAGUACUAGCGAUCGUCGCACAACGCCUCACAUACCGAAGUCUGCCGAUAGAUCAGCUCGUCGAAGCGGCGGGGGCGGCCAACACACGAAAGGGGGGGUAAAAGAAGAAAAGAAAAGCGUGAGUGAGUCUCACGCGGGCGGGCAGAAGCACCAUAUAUUCCCUCGGCCCCGACGCACUGUGGAGGAGAAAGAUAAAGAGAGCGAGAGAGGGAGAGCGCCCUCCCUUUGCAGCCCGAACAAACAGACAUCUACGACUCAGGCGAGAAGGGCUCAACGUCAUACGCGAUGCCUUACUUCGAGACGAUCCAAGAAUGGCUCGACCAGUCGUCGCUGCUGCUUGAGGCGCGGCCCACCACCACGCGCGUGACCACGAAAUACUCCAUCAAGCCCGUCAAGCCCCGCGCCGCGAAACCCAAAGACCAGCAACAAAAUCAAGAACAACAACAACAACAAGACGAACAAAAACAAGCAGGAGGAGGAGGAGACUCCACGAAAGCCGCAGCAGCAGCAGCAGCGGCGGCGGCGGGCACCAGCAGCUCCACCAAGCCCCCGCGCGGCAGCCUCGUCUUCAAGACGUACGACCCCGUCAGCGGCACCACGCUCAAGUACCGUACCACAAAGGCCCAGGAGGUCUCCCGGCUGAUGGGCGCCGCCCUCGGGCGCCUGGGAAAGGGUAUGGCUGCCCUGCCUGCCGAGACCACCGAUGAGGCCAUGCCUGAUGCUGCCGCCGCGGCUUCUGGGGCGGGAGGACGGGGAGGAGGCGACGAGGCCGCCGGCAAGGCUGGGUCGUCCGGGCCCGCGACGCCGGCGCUGCAGCCGCAACAGCAGCCGCAGGGGGGUGCCGGCGGGGGCAAGAAGAAGAAAAGGAGCAAGAGGUAAAAAAGGCAGAACCAGGCUAGUUUGAAGAAUAUGGACACGGCUUAUUUGGCCUCGGCGCCAGUACUAUUGCGGGUAUGGUGCGAUAGACACAUAAAAGUCACACGAUCCAUGACCUGGCAUCAAAUCAUACUCGGCAGCUUGUUUACUUCUCCACGUCCUAUUCUUCAAUGCUCGUCUUUAGUGUUGUAGAAUACAUCAUGAUCCAUCCAAUACAGGCCGCUGUCCGGG